Oreochromis niloticus (Nile tilapia) is the source of this 3417-nucleotide messenger RNA. It is a transcript of the gene baiap2l1a, whose product is annotated as BAR/IMD domain containing adaptor protein 2 like 1a. The transcript has 14 exons. Gene Ontology annotation, cellular component: cytosol; nucleoplasm. Gene Ontology annotation, molecular function: protein binding. Gene Ontology annotation, biological process: actin filament bundle assembly; positive regulation of actin filament polymerization; plasma membrane organization. Lineage: Eukaryota; Metazoa; Chordata; Actinopteri; Cichliformes; Cichlidae. The record is from RefSeq and is a predicted model, not a curated record. Bases 222 to 1667 code for a protein of 481 amino acids.
GCCGCCGGCUGCACGAGCGUUUCAGCCUGCUCGCGUGCACAGUGUACAGACACGGAGCAGGAUUCACUGUGGGAUUUAUUACUCGGACCGAGACAACUCCUGGAUUAUCAAGUGUCGUUUUUGUUCUCCGCUUUGUUGUUAUUAUUUUUUUUAUUAUUAUUUAUAUUUAUAUUGUGUAUAUAUAUAUUUUAAAUUCUGAGCUUAAGAAACAACCUGCCGUGAUGGCUCGAGAUCCGGAACAUGUGAGCAAGCUCACUGAAAGUACCUUUAAGAAUGUAAUGGACCAGUUCAACCCAGGCCUGAGGAACCUGGUCAACCUUGGAAAGAGCUAUGAGAAAUCAGUCACAGCAAUGGCUCUUGCUGGAAAGGCUUAUUUCGAUGCAGUGUCAAAGAUCGGAGAAACUGCUAUCGUGUCUCCAGUCUCCAGAGAGCUCGGUGUGGUUCUGAUGGAGAUUGCAGAAGCCCAGAAGAAGGUCCAUAGUGACCUGGAAGAUAACUUCAAGAGAUUCCACAGAGAUGUUAUUAUCGAGCUGGAGAAGAAGACAGAGAUGGAUGUCAAAUACAUGAACGCCACCUUCAAGCGCUAUCAGUCAGAGCACAAGGUGAAACAGGAAUCCCUAGACCGUUCUCAGACAGACCUGAAGAAGCUCAGGAGGAAAAGUCAGGGAAAGCACUCAUCCAAAUAUGAGCUCAGAGAGAACGAGUACUUGCAGACUAUCUCAUCACGCCAGAUGGACAUGCAGAAGUUCAUUGCUGACGGCUGCAGAGAGGCCUUGCUGGAAGAAAAGCGACGCUUCUGUUUCCUGGCGGACAAACACUGCAUGUUCUCCUGUCAAAUUAGCAACUUCUACGAGAACGCCAAAGAAAUACUGUCGGUGAAGAUCCCCACCUGGCAGGAAAAGUGCAGCGACAUCACCAAGGUGCCAGACUCGGUGGUGAGCAUGAUAGAAGGGCUGUCCGUCGUUCCACAACAAUCACCGCUGGUUGAUCACUAUAACAGGGUCAAUGUGGACUCUGGCCCUCCUCCAGCACCACCCCUCAAAGCUCAGUUCAGCCCACUUGCCAACAUGUUUAAUCAAGAGCCCACAUUUCCGUUUAACUCCUCUUCAGACCACAACUCAGAUCAGGGCAGUAUUGGAGAUGGCAGUCUGUCGAGAUCUACAUCCCAGUCGUCUGGUCUGAACGUGAGCAAGAAGUUCCGGGUUAGAACCAUUUUCCCUCACACAGCAGGCAACAACAACACACUCCUCAGCUUCGAUGAAGGCGACAUCAUCACUCUGCUCAUCCAGGAAGAGAAGGACGGCUGGUUGUACGGAGAGCUGGAGAACACUCAGCAGCGGGGCUGGUUUCCCUCAUCCUAUUGUCGAACUUACACUGAGUCAGUGGUAUCAAAUAGUAGUAAUCUAGGCACGCCGGUGCAUCGUCUUAGUACGAUUAGCCUGCCAGAGACUGAGGAGGACGACGACGAAACAGUGUUGCUGCCACCACCAGACUACAGCGACAACGCCCCCUCCAGCCCGGUCGUCCUCUCAAUGCCUUCGCCAGUAAACACGGUUUCUUUAGUUAAUGGGACUCCAAAGGCUCCUUUUCUUGCAGGAGGGAACCCCUUUGCCAUGGUCAAGCUGAAGCCGACUGUCACAAAUGACAGAUCUGCACCACUCAUCUAACUCAAAGCUUAUUAGGGUGGGGGGGGGUUCUUCACCGCUGUUAUGCCUUCAGGGGACUCUUGUACUGGAAUCAUACAACCCCCUCUGCGACACACUGACUAUCUCCCCAACCCAACAUCUCACCAGCCUGCAUGCUAGUUUUGUUUUCCUCAGUACCAGCGCGUGUUUUAUCAUCAGCCACCACACGAUAACCCACAUUUGGAGACGCGGGAAUUGUGAAAAACUGUGGACAAAGAAAAUGUUUGGUGUGUUCUUCUGGUUUGAGUUUGUGUAACAAGUAAACAUUCACAACAAAAUGAACAUUUAGACUUCACUCUGAUCCCUGUCGUUUUAGUAAAAGUAGCAUUUAAAUUGGCGAACGUGUUGCAUUUCCUGUGGCUGCUUUGCAGUGAAAGCCGCCAUGUGAUCUGCAGUGCCAUUAGAAAGUAUUUGCUUUAUGUUGUUUACCAGGAACUUAAUAUGACUCCUGAUACUGAGCGGAGACAGAAAACUGUAAACAGUGAGGCUGUUAUCAAAGUAAUCAAAUUGCACUGAAUUGCAGUCAUGCGUCUUUAAAACAGUCCAGAGAAAUCCAGCAGAAGAUUUUUCCUCUGUCAUUACCAGGGAAAACUGCACAUACACAGCUACACCAAGUAAACUGGUUGAACGACCACUGCUUUUUACUCCUCAGUCGUAAAAGGCUGAUGGGGUAUUGUUGUCACCCUGCUGGGCGGACAGGGAAUGGACACCCAAGUUUGAAAUUCGUCCCAUAGGCACAGCUACUAUAAAAAUCUUUGAGAAGUUCUCUAGGUGAAGACGGGGGUAAUGUCUACUAGGAGGCUGAGGGGUGGCACAGGCAGCCACCAGAAUUUUGGGGCUUUUUCUGCACUUUAUCUUUGCUUCUUUGGAGAGGAUCAAAGGGAUCAGUGCUUUCUUUUUCAAUCUGACAGAAGAACUAAGAGGCCAGGUAUCCUUUAUAUUCUAGUUUGGCCACACUCCUUUAACAGUCUUCCACCUACUCCCGGCGUUUUGGGUACUAACAAUUGUAAAACAUUAGGAGCUCUACUUGCCUAAUUUUCCUCUAUGUAUUUGAAUAUAUAAAUUGCCUUUUGUUCUUCUUAUAAGGCCUAGGUAAAAUUAUUGGGGAUUUCCAUUUAUUAACCAAAACAUUACUGAUAUGCUGUAGGGUAGAUGAAGUCUUUGUUUUCAUUUUGGAAUGAACCGGUCUCUUUAUUGCUUUGUAAGACACUCGGUCAGGCUUGUUUCAAUGAAAAAUGAUGAGAUCCAGAUGUAAACGUUUGCUACCUGAUACUGAUGAAACAGACAAGCAUACAGGUUGUCUACCUGACUUGCCAAAAUAUCUUUAUCUUUAGUUCUUUCUUUUUUUACUAGUUAUUUCUGUUUGUUUUUUUUGUCAAGGUAUUUAGUUGUGAGAAUGAAGGGAGAGUGAUAUUGGGAAAGAAGGGGUUUGUCAUUGGAUUAAAGGCAAAAACACUAAGUCACAGUUUUGAAUGACAAAGGUAUUUAUAUAUAAAAUAAGUUUGUAUGAAAUAUUUAAUAAACCUGUAAACAAAAGUCAGACACAGCAGUCACCACGCUCAGUCCGAGCCAUGGAUGCCACUUUUUUUUUUUUUCUUUUUUUUAGGCCUGACUGCUGCUUUUGCAUAUUAAAUGGAUAAGAUGACCUUUUGAUGAAGGGAAUUAUUUCACUCCUCAUUGUUUGUUUCGUAGUUGUUAUAUGUAGCUUCUGUGCACAACAGUUUAUGCAAAA